This is a messenger RNA of Asterias rubens (European starfish), 2813 nucleotides long. Its product is annotated as flocculation protein FLO11-like. The coding region runs from base 145 to 2739 and encodes 864 amino acids. The transcript has 9 exons. The record is from RefSeq and is a predicted model, not a curated record. NCBI's taxonomy places the organism in Eukaryota, Metazoa, Echinodermata, Asteroidea, Forcipulatida, Asteriidae.
CCACAUGACGCGGAAAGUCUACACUCUGCUGCGGAAAGUGCUAGUCAGUACACGAGCGUCUCUCAAACAAGCAAGGGUUCUAUGAAUGAGGUUCCAGACUUUACUUUGCUUUGAGAGUAACAUUGUGUAUAUGAUUAGUAUUUGAUGAAAGGAGCUAUUGCCAUCGCAAGUAUGAUAUCAACUAUGACCUCAAGACAAGCAGACAAGUACAGGCUGAACUACGUGGAAGUUGAGAUUGGCCCGCCAAAAAGAAGGGAGGGAGGUGAAAUACCACUUCUUAAGGUCGGUAAUGGAAGCAAGAACAGAGUGAACUACAGCACCAUCGUCUUCCCAGCAAGCAAAAAUGAGCACAAUAAAUGUGAUGGCAUCAAGACUGUGCCCCUGAUUCCCCCUCACCAGCAGAGCCUGCUGUCCCACAAAGGUACCACCUCAGGAAAAGGAGCUAACCAUCUACCCACCAGGGUCAGUAAUUCUGUUGCUGGGAUCGUGGUUGGGGGUCGGACAAGCAAUGGGAAUGGAAACCAUUCUAAGCUUGAGAGGAAAGGGAGUCGUAUCACGGAAGCACAACAGCAGCAGCAACAGCUUGAAACUCCCACAACACUACCUGGAUCUCCUCCUCGUCGAAGAGCUCUUUCCACUCCGACUAGUUCCAGGAAGUUUCCAAAGGAAGCCGAGAUUGACGAUACUACCAAAACCCAGCAGGAUAAGCCAAAAGUUUCACCUGUUUCAAAGACCAGGACACUACCUCCAAGGGAAAAGCUAUGGGACCCAGAGGCCUUGGAACAAGACUUUGGAGAGGACCAACAAGUGUCUUCAGGGAAGAAGCCUGAAACGCAAAAGCCACACACCCAUGACGCUGACAUGCUGUCUAACUCAACACCAUCAACACCAUCAUAUAAACUAACUCAAGCCAUGCAGGCAAUGCGAAUGAAAGUAAGGCGAAAGUCCUCCUCAGGUGAAGGAUAUGAGAUUGUGAAUGAACCAAUUGGAAUACUCAAGAUGACAACCCAGCAGCAGCAGGAUCAACCUCCUGCAUCACCAGGAACUGGCGACACUCCACCCUUGUCCCCAGAAUCACCCCUUACGAGCUCCCCAGUUAUGAAACGACACAGGACUGAGCUGGAGAAAGCAUUUGCCCGUCGCAAACUCACCGGGCGCAUCUCAGGUGAACCUGAGGGUUAUAUCCCUCACUCUUCCUCUGGAGAAUCUUCCCCACAAGAAAGUGUCCCCAGUCAGUUCUCUGAUGCUUCAUCAGCUGGGACAAGGUUUGUUCCUGUUCUUCCAAUGAUCAAGUCCAGUAGAGAUCGUGGACAAAUGGAUGGCCAGAAGACGGCAUCAGGAGAGUAUAGAUAUGUCGACAACCAGUCCACACGGAAGCCGAUUCCUGCUCCACGUUUCGGUCAGAGCCGUGAGUCCUCCAUGGAGAGUAUCACUGACUCUGUGUACUUGGCUCAGCGGCCGAUGCCUUCACCUCCUUCUGGCCAGACCACGGCCUCAACGGAUCCCACAGCAUCCCAGCAGACUGAUGAUACCUAUAUGAACGUUGCCUUUGGUAAACAAAAGCCGGAUUCACAUCGUUAUGAAAAUGUUUUCUUAGACGAUCGAACCAUGAGCCUUGAUCAUUGUUCCAACACCAGUGAUUCUCCAAGAGAUAGCCUGGAGAUUCAUUCCAACCGUCCCAUUCCAGCGCCUAGACAUCACAGCAGCAGCGGCAACUUAACUUCCGACCAAGAUAUCAAACACAAAAGUAGCAGCCAGCACCAGCAGGGCAAGCAGCAUGGCCAUACAAGACAAGGCAGUUACGGCAGCACAGCAGCCAUCUUCAGUCAUAUCAACACCACCUCAGUUCCUGUGCUACCCAGCUGUCCAAACAAAACCAAACAGAACACUGUUCAGAGUGGUGGAUCAAACUCCCUCUAUGCAAUCCCCUGUAAGAACGGGAUGAAUGCAGCUCCCUCCAGCAACCAUGGCCAGACACCAAUGAAAGCAUCUCAUGGCAUUGCCCCUGAGGUCCCAGUCACCUCCAAGCCUGAGAUUCCAAGUCAUGGUUGCUUCCCUCGACGAGAUUCACACGGUAGUACGGGUAGCUCCGGUGGGUGCAAAGUCUCUGAUUUACAACAAGUUGAGAAAUCAUCCAGCAUCAGUAAGUCCAUCAGCCACCUGCUGAAAGAUAGCGAGCGGCGAGAGAAGAAGCAUCACAAGUCUCAUGGUGACAAGAAGUCACGUGAAGACAGGAAGGGGCAUGGGGAGAGAAAAGGUCGACAUGGUGAGAAGGGUGACCGAGAAAAGAGAGGUCAUGGAAAGAGACACAGAGGUGACAAUGCCAGCCACAGUUCAGCUCAUUCAAACAAGUCCAAACCAGAGAGACCUAGUUAUGAAAUAGAUAGAGAAGGGUUUACCAAGCUACAAUUUGUGUGUGCAGGGAACCAGCCGUGGUACUAUGGACGUAUGUUACGCCAGGAGUGUGAAUACCUCAUGCUAUCCCAGGGCCAGUCAUGUCAGUACCUCGUCAGAGACAGCUCUCAUAGGACCGGAGACUUGAUGUUGUCUGUUCUCUAUGGCCAGAAAGUCCACCACUAUGUGAUCCAGACUACACCCAACAACAAGUUCCACAUCGCUCACCAUGACUUCAACAUGGUAGAGGACAUACUGGAAUUCUAUCACCACCAUGUUAUUAUGUACUCACCAGAGAGGGAGCCAGUCUAUUUAACAGAACCAUUUAUCCUCAAGCACAAGUAAAGGCAAAGUAAGACCAAGGCCAAAUUUCAUAGCGCUGCUUAGCGGCCAAUUUUGUGCUUACUGUGCGAUUUCCA